This is a messenger RNA of Mesitornis unicolor (brown roatelo), 2651 nucleotides long. It is a transcript of the gene TELO2, whose product is annotated as telomere maintenance 2. Gene Ontology annotation, molecular function: telomeric repeat DNA binding; Hsp90 protein binding. Lineage: Eukaryota; Metazoa; Chordata; Aves; Mesitornithiformes; Mesitornithidae. The record is from RefSeq and is a predicted model, not a curated record. The transcript has 20 exons. Gene Ontology annotation, cellular component: cytosol. Gene Ontology annotation, biological process: telomere maintenance via telomerase; protein stabilization. The annotation marks the transcript as partial.
CCUGGCGAGGGCGCGGCCCGAGGACGCGUGGCGGAGCUGGUUCCUGGAGAGUCCGCCCGACCUCUCCCUCUGCGUCUUGCUGGAAGCCCUCGCCUCCCCGGGCCCUAGCUUUCAUCCGAGGGAGAUCGUGGAGGUGCUGGAGCAGUUCCUGCAGGAGGGACGGAUUUCAGCUCUGAUGUGGGAGGUCUGUGAGCAGCAGGCACAGGCUGGCUCACCCGAGCUGCAGGAGGCUCUGCUCAACAAGAUUGUGUGUUUGCCCGAUCACGUGAGCAAUAAACUCCAGGGGAAAAACCCACCGGUGUUCUUCCCACAGAACUACUUUCCUCUCUUGGGUGGUGCAAUUAUCCAGGUGCUGCAGAAGAUCUCCGAUUCUCUAAGAGGUGGCUUGGAUUGCUCAAUCUCUUUUGUUUCUCACGUCCUGGGGAAGGUGUGUGCUCAUGGCAGACAAAAAGAAAUUCUGAGCGUUUUGGUACCCCACUUAACGGAUCUCACCAAGUCAGACUGCAUCUGGCAAAGAAUAUGCUGGCGGUUGGUUGAAUGUGUGCCAGACCGCUGGAUGGAAGCAGUGGUCCUUGGUUUUGUGCAGAGAAUCCCUGGGGCAGAUGUCUUGUCGAGGUUGCUGGGGAACCUGGUUGUGAAAAACAAGAAAGCUCAGUUUGUGGUGACACAGAAGAUGCUGCUGUUGCAAUAUUGCCACACGACUGCAGUGCUGCAGAACCUCCUUGGCUACCUGUCCCUGGAUAGCCUUCGGCGCACCUUAUUGGUCAAAGUGCUGCAGGAACUCCUGGAGACCUGGGGCAGCAGCAGUGCUGUGAAACACUCUCCGCCUGAGCAGCAGCAGUACAUUAGCAAGGCCAUUCUUAUCUGCCUCUUCCAUCUGAAAGAGUCCGAAAUCGAGGGCUGCAGACAAGAGCUUCUCACAAGCAUGAUGGAGGGUGUGAAAUGCCACUUGGACAGCAAUCUACCACAGAUACGGCGUCUGGGAAUGAUUGUGGCAGAGAGCAUUAGUUCAAAAAUAAAUGCUGAUGGGCCUGUCUUGAAGUUUCAGUACGAAGAAGAUGAUGAAUCGAGAGAAUUGAAGUCCCUUCUGGUGCAGAGUCCGCCAUUCUGUGUUGUCCCCAGCCCUCCAGAUGAUCCUAACAAGAAAUCACACACAGCAGCCCCCGUGAUGCCAGAUGAGGAGUUGGAUGCUGAGCUUGACAGUGAUGAUGACCUCAUCCCUUAUGACAUGUCAGAGGAUAAAGAACUAAAAACUAAAGCUCCUGUGUAUAUCCGAGACUGUAUUGAAGUCCUGACAGGAUCUGAAGAUGUGGACAAAUGGGAAGCUACAAUCAAGGCUCUUGAGAGCUUGGUUCGAAAGAAUCCAGCAGCAACAAGAGAGGUUAGCGUGGAGCUGGCAAAAAUCCUGUUGCAUCUUGAGGAGAAGACCUGCAUUGAAGGCUUUGUGGAGCUCCGUCAGAGAGCUCAAGUGGCUGUUUUAACCACAGAUCCAAUACCUGUAGCAAAGUACUUGACCUCCCAGUUCUACUCUCUGAACUACAGUCUUCGUCAGCGCAUGGACAUUCUCGAUAUACUGGUUUUGGCAGCUCAAGAACUGUCUUGUCCCAAAUCCCAGGGGAAGACCAAGCAUUCUGGUGCUCAAAAACCUUCUAUCCAGCUCCUUCCUGGAAGUGACAGCUCGAAGGACUGGAGAAGAAUUGUUGAUGAAAGGAUCCAAAGCAAGACUCGGAGAUUUGCUACGGGUCAGUCUCAAGUGGAAUUGGCUUCCAGCCCAAAUGAGUUCAGUUCUGUUGCUGGCCACUUCUUUUUUCCGUUGAUUCAGCACUUUGACAGGCCUUUGACAACAUUUGAUCUGCUGGGGGAAGAUCACUUCGUCUUGGGAAGACUGGUCCACACUUUAGCAGUCCUGAUGUACUUGGCUGUCAACACCGUGGCAGUCACUACAAUUGGAAAAGUGCUGUUGGAGUUUGUUUGGGCUCUGCGUUUCCACGCUGACUCGUAUGUGCGCCAGGGUCUUCUGUCCUGCGUCUCCUCCGUGCUCCUCAGUGUCCCUUCGGAGCGUCUUCUGGAAGACAUGACAGAAGAGCUUUUGGAGACUCAGUCCUGGCUGGGAGACGUGGUGGAGAAGGAUCCAGAUGGGGACUGCAGGAGGCUGGCCUUGCAGAACUUGCUACUAAUGGAGAACCUGAAAAAGAAACUCCAAACUGUCCCUUCCUAGCUGAAGGGUGAAAGAAAUGACCUUUACCUCAUCCUCUUGCCAGCUGGAUGUGUGUAGGCACUGCAGGGCCUCUUCAGCAGUCACCUGGCUGGAGAAGAGGAAGAAGGGGGGAAGGGUGCAGGGCUGCGAGCCAGCAAACCUGACUUGACAUCUGGACUUUGUAGUGGAGGCCAAUUUAGUGAGCUAUUGCUAUCCGGUACGGCAUGUACAGAUGCAGGAAGGUAGGCUAGCACUGCCAUUCUCCCCGCACCGCCCCAGCCCCCACCCCCAGCUAUUUAUAACCUUGGCAGGUUUGAGAGCUCUGCUAAAAAUACAGGGAAGAUCUCACAGCAGAUUUCUUGUCAGAAAAACAGAAGGGCUGGAGAGGGCCACUUACCUCCCAGGGCUAAGUCUGUGACGUGCCCGUAACAAAGACUCCCCUGUCUUCUAGCAG